AUGUCUUUCGGCUUCUCAAUAGGGGAUAUCAUCCUCCUUAGCCAGUUAGCAUACGACCUUUACGCCACGGUCAGCUCUGGGAGAAAGGCAGCAUCGCGCGACCUGAAAGAGCUUGAAGAAGUGCUCUUCAGUCUGAAAUGCGCUCUAGAUCACCUUAAACAGGCCUCCAGCGGUGUGCUCGCAAGACCAGGCUUUCAACAUGGAGGAUCAGAACUCAAAGAGAAGCUGGAUGUAAUGAUUGGAUCAUGUGCUUCCACACUGCAGGAGCUGGAUUCAGUGACGAAGAAGUACCGCGACGUUGAGAUCCAGGCGAACAAGGGAAAGACGAAGCUGCGCACGCUGGAUGACGUGAAGAAGAGCAUGAAGGUCAACUGGCAAAGAGUGCGAUGGGACCGCGAGAAGCAAUCGUUACAACAGUAUCGCGAGAAGCUCAAGUCGCAUACUGAUGCGAUAAAUCUCAUGUUGACCUCGAUAGUCUGGGCAAAUACAGCUUUUGCGAACGCUAAUAACAAAAGGAACCACGAUGUAACGCACUCUUUGUUAGACAACGUAUUGCGCAAUCCAGUUACAGAUCCUGAAAUUCGAAGCAUGGUGGAAGAGAUGCACGCCAUGCUUACCAAAUCGCCUUCCAGGGCAAACGAAGGCCAGAUAGAAGCGGGAAGAAGUACUGGAUCGUCCCACAAAGAUGUCAGCAUGACUGCAGAUCGUGGCUCAAUCUUUGACGAAAUACCGAGUCCGGUUACAGAGGAACCGCAGAUGGCCACGGUGCAGAGCACAGAAUCGCCUCAUAAUCAACUCGACGUCGCUGCAUACUCAUUGAGCGACUCGUCAAUUGGCGAAUCCUCUGGUCCCAUCGAGGUCCACGGAAGAGCGACACGCACAGCCGAAGAAGGUUUUGAAGCCGUCUUUCCUGACGAGUGUGGCGCCUAG
Molecule: messenger RNA, 930 nt
Organism: Alternaria incomplexa
Lineage: Eukaryota; Fungi; Ascomycota; Dothideomycetes; Pleosporales; Pleosporaceae
Exons: 4
Coding region: 1-930 (309 amino acids)
Source: RefSeq, a predicted model, not a curated record